ACGGGAAGAAAGUUUCAUUCAGAAGUGAUUUAAUAGAUCGCAGACGCGGAGUUGUUGAUUCAUUGUCAAUCUUUGUAGCGCUCAGUACAAACGAAAUAUUAACUAACUAAAUAACUGGUUCACUUACACGGCUGUACGGAAACGAGGUUUGAGAAGACAGAUUUGACCUAUUUCUGGCCGUUUUUUUGUUCUUGGAUUGAAUCACAGAGGGUCUAAAUGGAACUGUUGUGGCUCAUCUAUAUGGCAGCGAGUAUCUGCGCUUUGCUCGCCUCUGCUGAAAGACACACGGUUUUCUGGAAUAGCACCAACCCUAAGUUCCGACGGAACACCUAUGCGGUUGAGGUACGGCUGAACGAUUACCUGGACAUCGUGUGCCCGCACUACCCGCUGGGUGAAAUACCAUCGCAGGACGCCGAACGCUACGUGCUCUACAUGGUGGAACGCGAAGACUACGACGCCUGCCGACCUCAGUCCUACGACCAGAUGCGUUGGGAAUGCGGCCAUCCGUUUGCCCAACACGCACCUGAGAAGUUUUCCGAGAAGUUUCAACGCUUCACUCCCUUCACUCUGGGAAAAGAAUUCCGACAGGGCGAGAGCUACUACUACAUCUCCAAACCACUGCAUCACCAUGGAGAAGAGUGUCUGAGGCUCAGAGUGGAUGUGGUUGCCAAUGAUGGCUCUCAAGAAGCCAGGGUUGGUACAGGAGGUGGAGACAAGGUGGCCACCAAGGGAGGAGCCCACACCCCAUCCAAUCGGUUACCAGCAGGUACGAUAACGACAUACCUAGAUGACCCGGUUGUAUCUUUUCCUGAAGUACAGAAAAGCAUGCGAACAAACUCUGCCAUGUCAGUAGCAUCCUGGACCGUCCUCACAACCUUACUCCCUCUCUUAUUAUUGCUGGUCUUACACUGAGAUGGACAAUCGGACUUUAAAAUACACUUAAGACUAUCGUGACAGCAUCCUGUGUUGGUGAAAACACAGGGGUAGCUCUUUAAAACCCAGUGCUGGCCAUUGGGGGAAACAAACAGGAGGUGAAGCUUUCCAACACUGCGGGGAAAGAAUGAAGAGUGCAUUCUUAAUUUCGGACACUUCUAAAGAAAAGAAAAACGAGACGUCAGUAUUUUUCUGAAAAGACUAUUUAAGUAAAAGGAACGUUUUUACACCUUUUGCUUUAUAAUUCAUUUGAAGUCCGACUAAACAAAUCCUGGAAACGACAAACUACUAAAACAAUAACGUGGACUUAUAUCAGUGAUGUACUUCGAAUAUGGAAAAUCCAUUCAUCUGAGUGUCACAUUUAGGGGACGCAAGCCAAGAAUGAGCCAAAGAUCACAAAGCUUCUCAUUGUUCUUCAUGUUUCAUUGAUCCAUUUUAAUUUAUCUAUGUAGCACAAGUGCAGUGGGAUUUAUCUCGAUUUACAGGACCUGGAAAUACAGAACACACACACGUACACUCCAAUAUACUGUUUACCAAACCCACUGACACAAUGCCGUGUUGAUUUUGUACAUUCAUUGUUUAAAGAGUUAGUAAAUUAUUAGGUUUGCUGUAGAACAAAUGAUUGUAUAUAUAGCGAACAAAAAUGUUUACUGUGUGAUCGAGAGAGAGAGAGAGAGAAUGGGAUGAGACUUUUAGCGUCUGGUUAUUUAGAUGUGCAAGUUAAAAAAGUAAAUGAUAUUGAUUGUCCAAAUGCACACAUUGCCUGUUAAGUGUGUGUUUGUUAACAGGGGAUUUGUGAUUGGUCUGUCCUGAUAAUGUCGGGUCAGCAUCCUUAGCAUUUAAACUGCCAAGCACAAUCAAUGAAAACACAAACUCGCUCAGUAAGCAAAGAUCAUAAACCUCACAUUGGAUGGGAAUUUUCUUUCAAGGUCUCAUGUAAAAUUGCUUGGGUGCCGACGAAAGAUUCAUUUAAUAUCUCUGAAAAAUAAUAAGACUGAAUUGUAUUGGCAUUUGGACCAAGCUAUAAAUUGCAAUCAGGGUAAAGUGAUAUGGGUAUGUAAAUUGCUAACAUCAGCAAGACAAUACUUGGCCAAUUUUAGCAGAUUUAUCAGUCUGUCAUUAAAACAUAUAUAGCUAUCAGUCUGUCAUUAAAACAUAUAUAGCUAUUCUAUAGGUAAAUCUAUAUAGUAAUGGGGCAAACUGCACAGGUUUAUGGUUUAGGAAAGACGUAUAUUUAUAGCUAAUCUGCAGAAGCACUAUGAAUAAAACACUAGACUCUAACUGGAGCAUUCAAUGUAGCAGUUGUUUGUACGGCUGACGCAGCUUUAUACCACUAACGUUAGGUCACUCCGAAUUGUUUUUCCAGUUUUUGUUUUUUCAUUUUACUUUAUUUCAUUCUCGUUCUUAUUUUGUACAUGUGUAUUGUAAAAUGUAUAUUAUGUAUAUAAAGAGGAUUAUAUAAAAAUAUUUGAUAAAGGAAAAAAACAGAUAAUGUGAAGAUUCUUAUGUGAAAAUGAAAAUAAAUGAUAUUUUUGGAAAAUUC
This is a messenger RNA of Misgurnus anguillicaudatus (oriental weatherfish), 2476 nucleotides long. RefSeq names its product ephrin-A1a (gene efna1a). Lineage: Eukaryota; Metazoa; Chordata; Actinopteri; Cypriniformes; Cobitidae. The record is from RefSeq and is a predicted model, not a curated record. Gene Ontology annotation, biological process: axon guidance; ephrin receptor signaling pathway. Gene Ontology annotation, cellular component: plasma membrane. Gene Ontology annotation, molecular function: ephrin receptor binding.